AAACGACAGUCGCCACUCGACGCCUGCAUCGAACAGAAGGCAGCCUGUGCGCAGACGCAAGCCGCAUUUUUCGAGAGUGCAUCCGUUCCCCGGGACGAGAAUCAAAACUGGUUUCGAACGUGGAUCAUGAUCCCAGUGAAAUCGAUCGCUACGCAAUGAAAACCACCGUACGGACCAUUGUUCGCGUUAUUACCUUCGCCCCGUCCUUUUAAACGAAACCAAAGAUAACGUCGCGAUACAAAUCGUUGUUUUGGUGCUGUGACAGUGUUGAUCCCGUCUCGCGAGAAGCGGAUCGACAGCUUCGAGGACUCCGAGCCGAGUGGGACGCUCUUCUUAUCGGAUAACGUCCAGGAACCCCGGGUUUAACAAGCAGCGAUUCGAAUGACGAUUCCGGUGCGUCAAGGUUCGAGGGGAAGGUGACGAGCAGGUUUCAGACGAGAAUCUUCAAGAUAGCUCGAACGAAUCCGGCAAGAAACCUCGUCGACAGACGCGAACAUGCUCGUAAUAAGUCAGCGUCAAAGGCAUCCUUGCUGGAGGAUGCUGCUCGCCAUCGUUAUUUUGUCCGGCCUCAUUAGGUAUUGCGAACCAAUGUCCGUGAAGAGGUUCACAGACUCAUCUUCCUCGUCGUUGUCGACGUUAUCGAGAAGUUCCAGCGAAUCGAGGUCACAGAAUCUUGGCUCGCCAAGUGACCUAGCCUGGCAGGCUUGGCUCCUUCUGGACUCGCAAACAGGAGCACACUCUAGCUUGGACUCUGCCAGUUUUCUCAAACGGAUCACGCCUAAAAGCGUGUUCAUCGCGCCGGUAUUACCGGCCUGUCCCGAUGGUUAUCGAGCGGACACGAUGGGCAGGUGCGUGAAGAGAGUGAACAUCAAUCCUCAGGCUCACAUCGGCUUUCUCUUACAACGAUUGAACAACAGAUAUGGUAAUCAAGCGAGCAAUUCCGACACGUCGUCUAACAAUAAUCAAAAAAAGUCCAGUGGCCCUUUGCAGUUGAACAUUCCGCUGUUUGCCGAGACGGACACCAAGUCGACGCAAGUGGACCACGAGGAAACCAGGGACUCGAUGAACAUACCGAUCGUGGUCCCUUCGAAAAAGGAGGUCCGCGUGGAGAAGGUGGAAGAGAAGGUGGAAGAAGAGAUAGAGGAGGAAUUAGACGAGGAGGAGGACGAAGAGAUAGAGGAAGUGAAGGAAGUGGAAGAAGCGAAGGAUGUAAAAGAAGCGAAGGAAGUGGAAAAACCGAAGGAGCCAGAAAAACUGAACGAAAUGGAAAUACCAGAGGAAGUGGAAGAUUCAAAGGAAGUGGAGGAACCGAAGGAAGAGAAAGAACCGAAGGAAGUGAAAGAACCAAAGGAAAUAGAAAAACCGAGAAAAGCAGAAGAACCGAAGGAAAUGGAAGAGGUGAAGGACGUAGAAGUGAAGGACGUAGAAGAAGCGAAGGACGUAGAAGAAAUGAGUAACGUAGAAGAAGCGAACAAUGUCAAAGAAGCGAAGGACGUAGAAGAAACGAAGGACAUGGAAGAACCGAAAGAGUUACUGAAUAUUGGCGAAGAAACGGAGGAGGAAGAAGAGGAUAACGAGGCCAGUGCCACCACUGGGAACACCACCAUUUUCGACGAGUCUUUAGAAUACGAAGAAGACGAUCAGAAUACUACGUCCACGCUUGACACUGCAGUUCCCGUAAUAGAUUUCAUUGACGACACAAACGACACGAAUUUUUCCGAUGUGAUCGACUACAAGAUCCCGAUCGAACUUCCCACAUCGUUCAAUGUAUCCGACGCAAAAGCGAUGAACGCCAGCGACAAUCAAGAAUUAUGGAGCGAAGAGUCGCGAGUCUCGAACUCGACCGAGAUGUCGCCGAUAUUAAUUCUUCUUUCAUCGACAACAACGGUGCCACCGAAUUCAAUAGCACCUAAGAUAGAACUAGAAUUGGCUAACAGUACUAGUAGGACUGUUCAGUUGUAGUAUUGUUCUUCGUUGUAUUUUUUUCUUUAACCCAGCUCUUCCUCUCGUGGAGGAACUACGAUCGAUGAUACCUGACCCCUACUAUCGGGAUCGCAAGCGUCUUCUUCACGAGUUUGUGAAUCUGGAUUUCGGCGCGUACAUGUGACAUUGUAUACCAACAUUUUCAAGGCUAAACUUCUUAGAGAUUCGAGAGCUUCGAUUGGGAAUAUUAUUGUAGCGAUUGGCAAUUCGACUAAAUUCUAAGGAUUCAUUUACUUGAAAAAAGAUGAAAGCAAAAGAAAUCGAAUAAAGUCUUUGCGAUCUAGUCACAAUAAAUAAAGUCAAAUAAAGUCACAAAGAGUUAAUCGAAAUCUUACCACGUUUCCACGGCAUUAAAGAUUCACAUACCAAAGUGUUGGUUACGAUAACAAUAUAUAAUUUGUAUUUAACGAUAAUAUUUGAAUCACGAAAGAUCGAUAUUCGCGAAUACCCCGUGUACAAUGUAUAUAUGCACCGGAAUCCGAGUUCGUGAACUCACGGAAAACAUGACUGUGACCCCGGUAUAUCGAAUCAGACUGAUUUUAGCGGUAUUUGCUUUAUUUAUAGAACAUUUGUAGAACAGAAAUCAUGAAUCUCUCUGUCACGAAUAAAACUCACGAAAGAGGUGCGCGUUGCUCUACUCGGUAGCGACCAAGUAUUGUCCAUACAGCUCCAUCAUGUGCGUCAUCGUAUCUGCUCUCGUACGGAGAAACAUAAACUGUUGCGAUUGUACUUUCUUGAAACUUUUUUCUUUUGAUAUGUGAAGUGAAAAAAGAAAAAAAAAAAAACAGAAAGAGAAUUGUAAGUUAGGCAAUAUUGUGACGUGAAAAGCUUCUAUCUUACUCGGAUGGAGAUCUUCUUCAAAAUUCAAUUAGUUUAGGUGUGCACGCGCAAUUAUUCUUAAAUAUUAAAGAAAUAUUUAGAAGAUUAAUGAAAAGUAACAUUAUGUAAAAAUUAAUGACAAUUUAAUACGAUAACGUAUCUAUAUUAUUAAUGUGAUAUUUUCUUAUAAGGAUUCUAAUAAACAAGUACAAAAUCUAUUUCCUUUAAAAAAGCUUAAAUAUUUUUUAAAUUUAGUUUUUAAAGUUCAAGUUAUGUAUAUCAAUCAAAAAUAUUAUAAUACACAAACCUGUCAAGAUAGAUCGGAAGCUAAUUAAAGGAAAACGUUGCAUUAAAUUCUAAAAUCUUCCUUUCGGAUAUACAUUUCUUACUUUUAUGUUUCACAUAAAGGAACAACAAUGAACAGUUGUGCAUAUAUCUACGAAAAUUGCAACACUUUAUGUCUCUCCAGCGUAAUUGAGUUGAAGCUUACAUCUACAUUGUAUAGCGAAAACACGUAUCUAUGUAGUAUGAAUGUUUUCGGUGUGCGAUUUGAUCAUUAUUCUAUGCAAGCGCAACGUUCCGAAGAUAAUGCUCGGAACAGUAUGAAUCGAAUCAUCUGUCCGAUGUCGUUUACGCUUUAUGACCGUUAUUGCGAUAACUCUUUCUCACUUUUCACACGUACGAUAACUUCUUUUUGUACGAGAAUAUGCGGUAGAGUGCAUGCAACUACGGUGUGAAAAAAUUUUUAUUAUCGUCAUAUAUUAUCCAUCAGAUAGUAUUUGGAUUUUAUACAAAAUAUGUAAUUAUAUCUGAUUACGUGUGAUCAUCACGUACGAAACGAAAAUUACGGAUCUGACAUCGCGGCCAGUAAUUCUUUUUUACUGCUCUACGUAUGCUUCGAUGUGGUGUGUAAUCUUUCUUUCUCCUGUAUUUGAAUGUUGAUUCGUGUACAUAUUAAUUUUAUUAAGAGAAAUUGUAUAUACAUUGCAUAAUUAAGAAGCGUCUUAAACUUGUAUUAAUUGUAACUGUAUAAAAAUAUUACUGUAUUAUUUAUAACUAAAUAUAUCGAUGUAUAUUACACAUUGUCGUAUCGUGUCGUGUAGGAGCUGUUAGAUCGCAGAACCGAACAGCUUAUAAAAAUCACUCGAUGUUGGUCCUGUGCCGAUAAUAUCAUGCUUUGUUAUUAUUUACAACCUGUCCAGGCAUGAUGAGCGAUUACGUUACACAUCAUUUUAUUCAUUAAGCAUUUUUUAUUGUACAUAACUUAAUUGUUAAAGAAACUGCAUGUUACGUUGUA
Molecule: messenger RNA, 4099 nt
Organism: Frieseomelitta varia
Lineage: Eukaryota; Metazoa; Arthropoda; Insecta; Hymenoptera; Apidae
Product: probable serine/threonine-protein kinase kinX
Exons: 3
Coding region: 496-1962 (488 amino acids)
Source: RefSeq, a predicted model, not a curated record